Molecule: messenger RNA, 2011 nt
Organism: Mercenaria mercenaria
Lineage: Eukaryota; Metazoa; Mollusca; Bivalvia; Venerida; Veneridae
Exons: 7
Coding region: 206-1708 (500 amino acids)
Biological process (GO): cell differentiation; regulation of transcription by RNA polymerase II
Cellular component (GO): nucleus
Molecular function (GO): DNA-binding transcription factor activity, RNA polymerase II-specific; sequence-specific DNA binding
Source: RefSeq, a predicted model, not a curated record
UUUUCGGUGACUUCUUAGUAGGCAAAAACUGAAUGAAUACGACGAAUAAGCUUUGUAACCAAGCACAAUCAUGCUGGUUAAACUCGAGAUAAAUGAAAACAAACUGUAUACUACAAAGGAAGAUUCAUAACAGUACAAGAAAGAAGAAUUUCUUUGGACUUUUGUAUGUAGUGCUGGACAACAGCGUGGAAGUAGUCCCAUCUCAAUGCAAACUUGCCCCAGUCCCUGUGAGACACCGGAAGACCUCGAAUUUCUGUCUGAGGCAAAUAAACAAUAUGUUGAACUUGGUGUUAAUGAAACACUUGACCCAUUGCGAAGGAACACAAUACACGAAAGUUGUAAUAAUAAAAAAAGAAAAUAUAUAAAUAUGGAUGACAGUAAUACAAAAGUUCAAGCAAAUAGACCAAGUGAUGAUGUUGAAGCAGUUUUUGAUGAAGUCACAGGAGAAACAAAAGUAAAACUUUGGGCAUAUGAAUAUCCAAUAGAUACAAAAUGUCAGCUCAGUGCUGAAAUGGGUGUUCAAGACGAUAAAACUGGAGCUAUGUUCGGAGAUACAGCGUAUGAUACUGAGGAAAACAUGUUGACUGGAGACGACCGACAUGAUGAAAUGAUGCCUCAGUAUGACAACUGGAAGAUUGGCGAACGAUUUUUGACAAGUACUGAGUCGGCUGACAACCUUCACUCACCAGCAGUUCCUGAAUGUAGAAUAAAAACAGAACAAGAGGCUAAAUACAGUACAACAUUAGACAGCCUAUUUGGUGAUGGAAUGCAAAGAACAAGUUCUGAUCCUUGCAUGAAGAAUAAACCCUGCACAAGUAAGAAAAGGACAAGUUUUUCCUAUCCAGUCAUAGCGGACCAGGACUCUGGAGGUAUGAGCAGGAUUAUGUCUUCUGAACUUAACACUGAAUCAUACCCACAUUUAACUAGGCAGAGGACAGAAAUGGGAUGGACUAAGUGUGAACAAAUACAAUAUGUGCAUCAAUACCCUGAUCAAAACUUUAACUCGCAUGCACGAGAACAGUGGCUACGAUAUAUGUCGAUUUCGACCAAUGCAAAAAUGUUUUACUAUCAACAUGAAACGAUUCAAAAUGAAAACGAGGAAAGAACAGUAUUUGGCAUAACCCCGUGUGCUGGAUCAUUCCCUACAAGAUUAUCUUUACUUUCGAACCGUCACAAUAAAGUUUGGAAACAAACAGAAGGCACGUUAAACAGUGAUCAAAGUGAUAAGAGUAAGACUGAGGAUGUAUCUAGCCCGAAUGACCAGAAAUCUCAGUUUAUAGACUUCAGUCAAAUUUCUCAAGAUGUUACUCCAUAUGCAGAAAAUACAGAUAUUGGAGAAAGUUCCUCCCACACGUACUUGUACCACAGUAAACACCAUAACACGGAAACCAAAGAAUACAAACAUAAAAAAAAAUUAAAAAGAUGCUGCCGUUUAUGGGAAUACAUACGAAACCUCUUACUAGAUCCCUCUACAAAUCCUUCUCUUAUUAAAUGGGAGGACCGUAAUGAGGGGACAUUCAAACUUGUUGAAAACAAGAGAAUAGCUUAUAGCUGGGGCUUGAAGAAGGGUAAUACGAAUAUGAGCUAUGAAAAACUCAGCAGAGCUAUGAGGUACUAUUACAAGAAGAAGAUAUUUCAGCCGGUUCUUGGAAAGCGUCUAGUCUACAAGUUUGGACCAUGUGCUACAGGCUGGAAAGUCGACACUUGAAAAUCCGGGGGACAUUUUUGUUGAAUUUGGCACUCAUUGUGCUUCAGAUAGGAUUGUUAUUUCUUGCGAAACAGAUCUUUCAGCUUGCCCAGAUGUGCAUUGGGAUGACUGUAGUGUCGUGUAUAGCAAUGGAAUUUUGAAUCAUUUAUUUGUUUAUUUUGUUGAUAUCCAACUUUUGCCUUUCUGCUCAUAUGGUAAUGGUAAUUAUAUUUGUUUGUAUUACCUUUUUCAUAGUUUAUUUUUGUAUUUAAAUUCUUUUUUAUAUAAAACUUACGAUUUGGAAUAAAAAAAACAAUACUGCUU